Molecule: messenger RNA, 1690 nt
Organism: Carica papaya (papaya)
Lineage: Eukaryota; Viridiplantae; Streptophyta; Magnoliopsida; Brassicales; Caricaceae
Gene: CPFTSY
Product: signal recognition particle receptor protein, chloroplast (FTSY)
Biological process (GO): SRP-dependent cotranslational protein targeting to membrane
Cellular component (GO): membrane
Molecular function (GO): signal recognition particle binding; ATP hydrolysis activity; GTPase activity
Source: RefSeq, a predicted model, not a curated record
GGAAUUUUAUCCGGUCUUAAAUUUCUGGUGUCGCCUCGGCAUUUCUCAUUCGCACUCCCGCAAAUUUAGUGACUCAAAGCUGAGAGAUGGCUUCUACUGCUCAUCUCUCGCUCCUCUCCAAAUUUUCACCUGUUUUCUUCUCCAAUCCCCAGUUCACUCCACCCUUUAAGUUAACUACGAAACGAACUGAAGCUUCCCGGUUCAGAUGCUCCGCUGGUCAGACCGGCUUCUUCACGAGGCUAGGCCGACUGAUAAAGGAGAAGGCCAAGAGCGACGUCGAGAAGAUAUUCUCCGGAUUUUCUAAAACUAGAGAAAAUCUCGCCGUAAUCGACGAGCUCUUGCUCUAUUGGAACCUUGCCGACACCGAUAAAGUUCUUGACGAGCUGGAAGAGGCGUUGUUGGUGUCUGAUUUUGGGCCUAAAAUCACUAUUAAGAUUGUGGAGAGCCUGCGGGAGGAUAUACUGGCUGCGAAGCUUAAAUCAGGAAGUGAAAUAAAGGAUGCUUUGAAGAAGAGUGUGUUGGAUGUCUUGACUAAGAAAGGAAAUAAGACGGAACUUCAACUUGGAUUCAGAAAACCAGCUGUAGUUAUGAUUGUUGGGGUCAAUGGAGGUGGGAAGACAACGUCUCUUGGAAAGCUGGCUUAUAGAUUAAAGAAUGGAGGAGCAAAGGUAUUGAUGGCUGCUGGUGAUACAUUUAGAGCAGCUGCUAGCGAUCAGCUGGAAAUAUGGGCAGAGAGGACAGGGUGUGAGAUUGUUGUGGCUGAAAGAGAGAACGCCAAGGCAUCAUCAGUUCUUUCACAGGCUGUAAAAAGAGGGAAAGAGCAAGGUUUUGACGUUGUUUUGUGUGAUACAUCUGGACGUCUUCACACUAAUUUCAGCCUGAUGGAAGAGUUGAUAGCAUGCAAAAAAGCUGUGGGCAAGGUCAUUCCUGGUGCACCUAAAGAGAUUCUACUUGUCCUUGAUGGAAAUACUGGUUUGAAUAUGCUUCCACAAGCAAGAGAGUUCAAUGAAGUUGUUGGAAUAACAGGUUUGAUCCUGACAAAACUUGAUGGGUCUGCCAGGGGUGGUUGUGUGGUCAGCGUAGUUGAUGAACUUGGCAUCCCAGUGAAGUUUGUGGGCGUUGGUGAAGGUGUAGAAGACCUUCAACCCUUCGAUGCAGAGGCAUUUGUUAAUGCUAUAUUCUCAUGAGGCCUAAAAUGUGCUUAGUAUGUAACACAGCUUUGCAUUGUGCAUUUCCUGUACCAAGUUCUUUUCAUGGAUUAAAAAUUUGGCUCGAAGUUUCUGAUGACGCUUCAACCAUCAGCCUUCUAGAGCGUAAGAGUAGGCGGUGAUACUUUAUUCAUAACGUUAGCAAGCGACAAAAGGAUGAUUUGCUUCUGGUAUACAUCUCAUGGUUGGCAAAUUGGAAAAUAUUUUUGCCGUUGGCAGUUCCUUUCAUAAGGUAUCUGCUGGGUCUUUUGCUGGUCCUUAACAAGCAGACAAAGAUGAGGGUACUGUAGAGUUCAGAGGCUUUUAAAUCUAUUCUGGACAUAUUUCCAGGGUGUUUCUUAAUUUAUAUCAGCUGUUCAUAGCAGUUUAGUUAUUGUAAUCACAUUGCUUGAGUUUCAGUAGUUUCAAUGUGUUAAUUCGGUUCAAGAGUGUUUCAGACUUUCUUUUGGUGAUUUGUAAAGUGAGGUUAGAAGCUUAUAGAA